AUGAAUUUCAGAUGGGAAGAAGUGCGCGAGCUUGUAGCAAAUAAACGAAAAUUAUCAAUAAAAUGUGGGGAAAAUUUAGUUACAUCUGUCUUCUAUUUUGAGGACAAUGAAAUGUGUAAUUACGUAUCUACUGUACUUAGUUGGAAGUGGAGACAUGCACGUACAGACGCGCUACAACAAAGAAGUGCCAGAUUAAGCGUUCAGAAUUUGCAGGGUGCCCUUCCCUCAUUCAGCCAAGCACCAGGCUCAUUUACACGUCGAUCCAAUACAAAUGUUAAUUCCGUACGUCCAAAUUCUGAAAUGAUUGUAGGUUCUGAAUUUACAGCUGGAGGUGCUUCACAGUUCAUACCACCCCAACCUUCAACACCUCAGUUAACAAUUCGUACAGAUCAGAAUAGCCAAUCUACUGUUAAUUCCAUACAAUCCUGCAAUCCUAUUCGGCCUCCUCAAUCUAAUUGUAAAAAUAUUAGAGUUAUGUAUUGCAUUCGUAAUUAUUUAGCAGCCCUUUCUGCAUCCCGUUCAAUUUCUAUAGGCAAAAUAUUGCCUCCAGCUUCAACUGAUUUUAUGGCUGGUGGAUCAAACAGUUCCUCAGCUCUUCCAUUUAUUCGGACUCAGAUCACAAAUGUUACUGAUAAGGUUUCGCCUCCAGUCGCUGGCACAUGUUCAAGCAGUGCAUCAACAUUUUAUGUGCCAGCAGUUCCUCUACAAUUCCCUGGCACAGCAGUGCAGCAACAAAAAACUUCAAAUGGAAGUCAAGAGGAUUGGUUACGCCAUGAACAGCAUGAAGUGCUUAAACGAAUGCUGACUGAAAGACGUCGACUUAAUAAAAUUGGUUCCAGUCUUGAAAUUAAUACUUUGGGAAAGAGUGUUUCAGCAGCAUCUGGAGCUAAAUGCAAAAAACAUCAAAUUGGAGGGGCAUUAAAUGCUAAUAAUUUUGUUGCCGAUGUCAACAAUUUUUCGCUAACGCGCAAGAUAUUUACAUCUACACCAGAUCUACAUUCCGCACGUUUAAAUCAGCAGCAACAACUUGCAAGCUUUCAAUUAUUACAGCAACAACAACCUCAAUCACAGCCUCAAACACCUUUACUUCCUCCCUCUCAAAUGAAUGGCUCUGGAGGUCAUCGUAUUGUUCCAGGCCAAACGUCGCUUUCCUCUGUUGUUUACCCACCUCCAAUCGCUGGGAAUAAUGUUAAUUUGUUGCCCCCUUAUUGCCCACCUUCAUCUACGACCACAUCUCAUCACAAUAUUAAUCCAGACGUUGGAAGCAGUAGCAAUACAUCCUUUUAUCUACAAAGCAGUCCAAUCGCUCUGAGAAAUGGGACCUUCUCUCAAGGACAAGUAAUCGACGAGAAUGGUCAGCAACAAACUAUAAUCUAUCCAAUACCGCCAGAUGCUGCUUCGUAUGUCCAGCCGCCACCCUCAUCUACAUCAAUUAUGGAACAAAUAUUGCAGCAAUCACCCCAAUUGGGACAUGUAUCAGCCCUUCAAAUUCCCCCUCAACUUACCGCACAGGGUUACCCCCCAACAACCAAUUCACCACCUUCCCCGGCAGCUAUCCCUUUACAAGAAGAAAGUCGGCGAUCUAGUCCAAAAUCGAAUGCAACUUCGUCACAUUCGGAAACGCAAAUGACAAAUAAUGGUGUCAAUAGCAGUGUUGAUCAAUCAAAAUCUUUGCCUGAAUUUGCAGAAAUUGAAUUUUCCGGAAUUCCAGCAAAGAGUUUAUCAGCUGACUAUUCAGUCGCUGUCCGAUCGCACAAUUUGGUUAGAAAUAGAGGCAGCAAAAUCUAUCCGUAUAAUGAAAAUAGAUUAAAAUUGGCUGUUACAAAUUCGAAUCCAGAUGGUUACAUUAAUGCUUCAGAGGUUGUAGUUCCCAUUGGAAGGAACAUACAAUUGCGUUAUGUUAUCUCUCAAGCACCCAUACAGAAAACUAUUGAGGAUUUCUGGCAGAUGGUUUGGCAAACUGGAGCAAGAUUAAUUGUAAUGCUGGUCAAUCCUCACCAGGUCAACAAAAACGACACAAUCCCAAGUUAUAUUCCCAGCCAGGCUAAAGCUAAAUUAACCGUUGGAGAUUUUUUCCUCCGCCUUAAGAAUGUCAGCCAGCCAGCUCAAAUGCAGAUGUUUCAACAAACAACUACUUUUACUCUUGCUAGACAUGGCGAGCGACGUACAAUUUAUCAUUUAUAUUGUGCUGAUUUUACUGAACAAGGAGUUCCAUCAUCUAUGGAUACCUUUAUUGGACUUAUUGAUGCAGCCUCGUGUCUUAAGAGACAUAUACAAAAUGAGAUCAAAACAAAAGAGGAUCACAACAAAGAUUUAAAUGAUGCAAAAGGGACACCAUCCUCAGUUGUUGUCAGCAAAUCCAACUCUAAUACAUCUAAAGACAGCCGGUCAAGUGACACUUCUCGCUGUGAACGAGCUCAGUCUUCAGAGAGUGGUGGCUGGGCCAGAAAGAAACUUCGUUUUGAUCAAAAUGGGUCUUCAAUCAAACAAUCAGCUAACGCAUCACCUAAACAUCAGCAACAAAGCAUUGAUGUACAACAACAAAAUGCUAGCCAGGGACCUCUGACUAUUAUCCAAUGUACCGAUGGAGGUAGCGAUAGUGGACUUUAUUUGCUCUCUGAAGUGCUAAUCCGUAGCAUGGAAAAUAAUAUUACCUUGGAGGUUGCACAACUUCUUAGAGACCUGAGAUAUCAACGGAUGUCACUUGUCAAAAAUCCCCAACAAUACAAAUUUAUUUAUGAUCUUGUUGCAUUUUAUGAACGUAAAAAUAGACUUGUUUGA
Messenger RNA from Meloidogyne enterolobii, 2781 nucleotides. The record is from the annotation of a GenBank genome assembly. Lineage: Eukaryota; Metazoa; Nematoda; Chromadorea; Rhabditida; Meloidogynidae.